GUAGUUGAGUAAUUGUUCAAAAAAAAAAAAUAAAAUAAAAAAAUAAACAUUUCUGUAAAUUAAACCAGUGAAAUAAAACAAAAAAAAUAAACAUGGCAUCUGACGAUUUGGAAAAAUCAGCACCCUUAGAUGAUGUGGAUUUUACCAGCGGCUUUGAAACGCAAUACGAACAAGAGUAUCGUCCUCUUAAGCCGAAAGUCAUUGUUCCCCGCAGCCAAGAUCCCAAAACCUUGUGGUAUCGUGAUUUACAAACCAUAAUAAUGGUGUCAUUUAUUAUGGCCAUCUUUCUAUUCGGCACUGUGCUGUUGACCAAAUUGGUCUUCACCUCAAAUCCCUUGUAUGUGUUCGCCAUCACGGCAAUUUAUGUGAUUUUGGCCAUUGUAAUGAUUGUCAUCGAAGUGAAGAGUAUACAUGUGCGUUGAGGAGCUGGAGCAGGAACAGGGGAGAGAAGUGUAAAAAAUUUAACCAUAAUUAUUUUAAAUUUAAUUUGUUGCUGAUUUUAUAUGUGUCUAUAUUCGUAAUGAAACUAAAUUUAAGUGUAGUGAUUAAUUAAGCAAAAUAAAUUUAUAAAUAAUGUUUAUUUUAUAAAAAUUAUUAUAUAUUUGGUUUUAAAAAAUAUACAUAAUUCAAAUUAUUUAAUAAACUGUGUCUAUUUGUUAUUUUACAACUAAAA
Messenger RNA from Calliphora vicina (urban bluebottle blowfly), 673 nucleotides. RefSeq lists its product as uncharacterized. NCBI's taxonomy places the organism in Eukaryota, Metazoa, Arthropoda, Insecta, Diptera, Calliphoridae. The coding region runs from base 93 to 422 and encodes 109 amino acids. The record is from RefSeq and is a predicted model, not a curated record. The transcript has a single exon.